AUGGACGUCGCUGGCGCGGCCAUGCAGACGUUUGUGAAGAAGGUCGUAGCUACGACGUGCAUAAAAAUGGUUAACGUCGCGGCCUUCACACUGUUCUCCUACGACUACCUGUUGACGCUGGGGAUGGAAGUCAAACACGUCUGGCCAGGAGCGUGGACGCCCGUCAAGAUCGUUUACCUGCUCCAACGUUACCUCCCAUUUAUCGACACACUGUUGCUAGAAGCGCAAAUCUCUUUCGCUCAGAAUCUAACCCUGAAGACGUGUACGAUCCUUAGCAAUGUGGGUAGAUCGAUGGUGUUUGUGGGGUUGGCUUCGUCGGAGAUCCUCCUCGCGAUACGAGUGUGGGCCGUAUGGAACAAGAACGAACUACUAUCGAUCUUCCUCCCCGUUGCCUUUGCCGCCUGCUUUCUACCCCACAUUCCAAUCCUCUAUUUCUUCCUCACUUCUAUUCAAUUCGGCGUUGCUCCAUGGCCGUUGUUUGGGUGUUUCGCGGUGUCAGCGAAUCCGAUUAUUUUCGUCAACUUUGUGCUAUUGCUAGUCUGGGAUACUCUUGUUUUAAUCCUGAUGCUCAUCCCUGCCUACAAAGCCUAUCACGACAGAGGCUACUCUGCGUUGUAUCAUAUAAUCUAUUCUCAAGGCAAGCCGAGCUAA
Cyclocybe aegerita is the source of this 651-nucleotide messenger RNA. The record is from the annotation of a GenBank genome assembly. NCBI's taxonomy places the organism in Eukaryota, Fungi, Basidiomycota, Agaricomycetes, Agaricales, Hemipholiotaceae.